Molecule: messenger RNA, 1569 nt
Organism: Thyridium curvatum
Lineage: Eukaryota; Fungi; Ascomycota; Sordariomycetes; Thyridiales; Thyridiaceae
Exons: 6
Coding region: 1-1569 (522 amino acids)
Biological process (GO): transmembrane transport; carbohydrate transport
Cellular component (GO): membrane
Molecular function (GO): carbohydrate:proton symporter activity
Source: RefSeq, a predicted model, not a curated record
AUGGCUGGGCCGACUCCCCACACGGCAGCCAACCUGACGCUGUUCCAGCGCCUCAAGUUCUUCAACCCAAUGCUCAUAUUCAUCAUGAUCUACCUUGCCAUGUGCGCAUUCAACUUCGGAUACGACGUGGCGACCUUCGGCGGUGUGCAGGCCAUGCAGAGUUUCGGUCGCCGAUUUGGAGAACAGGAUCCCAAGACCCUCAAGUGGGCGCUGCCAGGCUGGCUAUCGUCGGUCAUGACUGCGACACCGUUCUUCGGAAAGGCCCUCGGCUGCAUCUCUUGCGGCUGGAUCGCCGAGAAAUGGGGUCGCCGUGCUGCUAUUCUUGCUCUCUGCAUCGUCUCUGUUGUUGGUGUCGUCCUCCAGACAGCAGCAGUCAACUCGGCCAUGUUCACCAUCGGCCGCAUCAUCACCUUUGCCAUGACCGGCAUGGCCAUCGUCGUCGUCCCCAUCUAUCAGUCCGAGACUGCCCCCGAGGUCCUCCGCGGCAUGUUCGCCUCGACCAUCCAGCUCAUGAUUUCCAUCGGCGGCAUCGUGGCAGCGGGCGUCACUUACGGCACCAAGAGCAUGCAGAGCGAUGCUGGCUGGCGCAUUCCGACGGGCCUCCAGCUCGUCAUGCCUGCCCUAAUCUUCCUCUUCCUGCCGGUCCUCCCCGAGUCUCCUCGAUGGCUGCUCAGCCAGGACAGACGCGAUGACGCCUGUAAGAGUCUACGCAAGCUUAGGAAGAAGGCCACCGAGGAGGAGAUCCAGCUUGAGAUCGAGGCCCUUCAGUUCGCACACGCCAAUCAGGAGAAGGGAACCUGGGCCGAGGUCUUUGACAAGUCAAACAGGGUCCGCACUGGUGUCGCCGUGCUCGCCAUGUUUGGGCAGCAGAUCACUGGCCAGGCUUUCCCUAGCCAGUACGCUGUCAUCUUCUACCAGUCCCAGGGCUUUGGCGACAGGUCUUUCCUCUUGAACGAAAUCAUGCAUUGCCUGGGACUGGUCGCCAUUCUGUGCGUCUGGCUCUUUGUGGACGGCCUCGGCAGACGGCCUAUCCUGCUUUUCGGAGGCACCUUGAUGGGCCUUUGGCUCUUCGUCCUCGGCGGCAUAGGCUCGAUCGACCAGAAGGCCCUCAGCGAAAUCCAGAAGAACGUUAUGGUAGCAUCGCUCAUGCUCUUCUCGUUCUCCUUCAACCUAUCCUGGGCUCCCGCGUCUUACAUUGUCGUAUCGGAAGCGGCUGCCUCUCGAGUCAAGGAAAAGACCAACUUGCUCGCGUGUGUCAUCUCCGUUCUGACCACUUUCGUGACCUCCUUCACCUUGCCGUACCUGAUCAACGCCAAGUAUGCCAACCUUGGUGCCAAGGUCGGGUACAUCUUCGGCGCCAUCAACAUCGUCAUGGUCAUCCUGGUGUUCUUCUUCAUCCCCGAAUUGCGGGGGCGCACUCUGGAAGAGGUCGACCAGCUCUUCGCCAGUGGUGAACCUUUGCGAAAAUUCAAGAAUAUCGAGACCAGGAGGGCGGAGGAGCUUUACGAAGCUCAGGUAGAGGGCAAAGGCCGUGACGGUGUAUCGGAAGUCAAUGUGGAGCGGGCGUAG